This is a messenger RNA of Sordaria macrospora k-hell, 1005 nucleotides long. RefSeq lists its product as uncharacterized. The record is from RefSeq and is a predicted model, not a curated record. Lineage: Eukaryota; Fungi; Ascomycota; Sordariomycetes; Sordariales; Sordariaceae.
AUGUCCUGCAUCGACACCGAAGCCAACCACAACCUCCUCCUCUCCAUCUACAACGCUUCCUCCUUCGUUCUUAUUCUCCGCCACUUUCGCGACACUAAUCCUCGCUCCACCUACAUUUGUUAUGACUGUAAACGUGAAUUACUUCAUGCACUCGUCUACGGAGCCUCCGAUCGCGCCCUCUGCCACAUUCUAGGAGGCGUCUUCCCCUUGCACACGUUGCUCAGAGACGCCGGACUAACCGCCUCCAGCAACUACGGCCUCGACAAGUCCGAGUCCCGAUCUUUUAAACCGGAAGCCCGGGCUUACAUGAUGGCACUGGGAUCUCCCGAGAAGUGGCAUCGAGUGUUGACCAGGGGAUGGGGCUCGUUCUUGGCCCAAUACCUGAUGUCCAGAAUGGACCCGAGAUACGUGCACUCAGAGGAUGAGCUCUUGCAAAAGCACGGAGCGGAGCUGGCAAGCCUGACCACAAAGCUCCUCUUCCUCUGCAAGGGAACGUACACCGCCGUGGACCUGUAUCGCGGCCGUCCGUUUGGCGUCUUUGUCCAAGAGACGACCGACCUGCUCGCGACGCUGCAGUGUCCCAAGGGGUCCUGCGGCGCCUUGAAAUGGCAGGAACUGGUGGGUAGAAAGAACCGGUGCGAUUUCCCCGCGGGAAUGGUCAAGUCGAUGGAUGGCGAAGACGCGGUCGCUUGGGCCAAUUCCGCCAUGUUUACCGUCCGGUCGCUUCUGGAUCCCGCGUUCUGGGAGCGUAUCGACUUGUACCCCGGUCUCGUGCCGCAUCUCGAGAAGGACUUUGAUCCGAGAGUGGUGAUGCCGUCGGCAGCAAAGAAGUACGCGUGGAGGCCUCAGCGUCUUGUUCACUUGCUUAUUAAGGACGCGGCCGAGGCCUUUGACGCUGCCAGAGAGAAGAGUUACUUUGAUGCUUUGAUGAUGGAGGGCAAGGAGAGAUGGCAGUUGGCAAAGGAUUUGAAGGAGGACGAGGAGAAGGAGGACUAUUAUGCCUAA